AUGAGCUUGUUAGGCGAGAGUAACUUGCGUGACAUUAUUAAACAAGAGCUUUCUUCAGCGAUACAAAAGCAUGUUACGGAACAAUUGAAUAAAAUUAACGAGCAAAUGGCGGGAUUUCUAGAGUCCAUGACAUUUAUUAAUUCGCAAUUUGAAGAAAUCAAAGCAGCAGUAGAAGAAAAGUCUGCUAUUAUAAACGACUUAAGAAAAGAAAACACUCAUCUCCAAGAAUCUGUUAAAGACCUAACAUCUAGGCUUAAUAUAGUCGAAUCGCACAUGAGAGAAUGUAAUGUUGAAAUUAGCGGUAUUCCUGAAUAUAAAGCGGAAAACUUGAUCAAAACUAUGGUACAACUAGGUCAAGCAGUAAAAAGCCCACUGACAGAGGAUGACAUUCAUUAUGUCACUCGAGUUGCUAAGCUUAACAAGAACGCUGAAAAACCGCGGUCUGUCAUUGUAAAGUUACGUACAAUAAAGCAUAGAGACACCCUUCUAGCAGCAGUAGCUCAAUUCAACAAAAAAAAUCCUGAAGACAAAUUGAGCUCUCAACAUCUGGGAAUUGGGGGAUCUCGAGUACCAAUAUACGUAUCUGAGCAUCUGACUCCUACCAACAAAUCCCUACAUGCAGCUACGCGAAUCAAGGCUAAGGAAAUGAAAUACCGCUUCACAUGGAUCAGAAAUGGCAAAAUCUAUGUUCGAAAAGACGAAUUUAGUCAAGCCAUAGUCAUUAAAAACGAAGGUAGUCUUAAGCUGAUCAUUUAA
This is a messenger RNA of Vanessa atalanta (red admiral), 756 nucleotides long. RefSeq lists its product as uncharacterized. The transcript has a single exon. Lineage: Eukaryota; Metazoa; Arthropoda; Insecta; Lepidoptera; Nymphalidae. Bases 1 to 756 code for a protein of 251 amino acids. The record is from RefSeq and is a predicted model, not a curated record.